UUUACCUACAUGGAAAUUUUUCAUAUACAGUUAGCCCUACUUCCGAAUCGAUUAUAAGACACAGCGAGAUUAUAUUUAGAAAAAGUGUCAUUGAUUUCCGCGCGAAUUCGUGAACAUGUUGAUCCCGUUUCGAGCGAUGUUCAGAAUGAUUUCUUCAAAGACGACAAUUCUAUCACUUUUUUUCGUACUCGGGAUUACGGAAAUUCUAGCGAAAUCGACUCCAAAAGUUUCGAACUUCUCACAGGUGAGUAGAUAUUCUAAACAUUCUUUUCGUAAAACCCCUUUGAAUUCGUUACCUGAGAUUAGAGAAAUUCUGGCGAAAUCGACUCCAAAACAUCAAGAUUCCUCACAGGUGAGUAGAUAUUCUAAACAUGUUUCUCGUAAAACUUAUUUGAAUUCGUUACCUGAGAUUAAAGAAAUUCUGGCGAAAUCGACUAUAAAAGAUGAAGAUAUCCCACAAAUCAUUAAAAACGCUACCGUGAAAUUCAACAUUUUGUUCACCAAAUUCAUAAAAGAUGAUCUAAAACCAGAAGAGAACGCUUUGUUUUCCCCUUUGAACAUUUACACAGCGUUUUCGUUGCUGCAAUUAGGCUCAAGUUCAGAUACUAGAAUCGAUCUUUCAAAUGCUCUAGGAAUACCUGCUGGUGGCGUGGGAUUCACCGCAGCUCACAAAGGCUUGGGUAAAAUAUUAAACGAUCUAGAAACGACGAAUGCUGCCGAAGUAAAAAUAGCCAACUCGGUAUUUGUGCAAGAACAAUUAAAAUUAAAAGACACUUACGUGCAGAUGACCAAAAAUUAUUAUAAAAAUGAAGUUCAACAAGUCAAUUUCCCCAAAGAAAAUUCAGAAGUCACUGAUAUUAUCAACAACUGGGUAUCAAAUAACACGAAAAACCGGAUACAAAAAUUAUUCCAGAACAGAAUACCAUCGGAUACUCGACUAUUAUUGGCUAGUACAUUAUUCUUCAACGCCACUUGGCAAAACCAAUUUAAACAAUGGGCCACUAAAGACGAAAAAUUCAACACAGGAUUUAACGAGGUAACAGUUAAAAUCAUGAUGAAUCACCCAGAAUACGUUCCUUACUGGAAGAACGACACAUUACAAUUCGAGGCGAUCAGUUUACCUUACAAAGAUAACGAAUUCUCAAUGGCUGUUAUUUUACCAAACCGAAAUAAAUCAAUAAGCGACCUCAUAGAUGACUUGAAACCUGAACAUCAACAUCAACUAAUUCGAGAAUUUCAAUCAAAAACCGAAUACGUGUACUAUAAAAUACCUCGUUUCAAAUUCGCUUGGACGCGAAGUAUCAAUAACUACGUAAUGAAAUUAGGUAUGAGUAGGAUUUUUCAAGUUGCUGAGAUGAACAACUUGGUGAACAGCUGCGAACCGGUAAAAAUUUCGGAAAUAAAUCACGCGGCUGAAAUAGAAGUCGAUGAACAAGGAACUAUCGCAUCUGCUGUGACAGAUAUUCGAGCAGUUCCUGUGAGUGCUGGUGAUUUCCCAGAGCCUAUCACGUUUCAUGUAGAUAGACCGUUUUUGUUUUGGAUUUUCCAUCAGAAAACUGGUAUUAUUCUGUUCUCGGGAAUUGUACAAAAUCCAUUAGUAUAAUUAUUAAUGUUUUGUCUGUUGUAUCUACGUAUCUCAGGGGUCAUUCCAGGUCAAUUCGAGCGAAAAAUACGAUUCUUGACCUCGUGUCUUUCGGAUUUGUUGAACAAUUUUUCGCAUCGUGUUAAUGAAACAAUUUUUUGGAUAUUAAAAUUUGUCCAUUUGAGGGAAAGUGCAGCUAGGGGCGUUAGCAAACGUCAUAUUCCUGUUCAGCGCCUUCAAAAACGUACCUACUAUUUCAUGUAUCGCGUUACCAAAACAAUUUUUCGGAAUUUGGCUGGGGGGGUGCUCGGGGCUUUACGUGAAGCUCAAUCGACUUGAAUAAACGUUUUUGAAUCAGAUUUGAAUGUUUUUUCCAGCUGUGAUACAGUUUCGUAGAUAAUUAAUGUGAACAAAGUUGAUAGACAUGAGGUUAACAAUCAUCAUUUGUGGGGAGGGGGAGGGAGAAUCGAAUUCACAUGCAAUGACCCUCAUUUAACUACAUAUAAGCAAGUAUGUCUAUGUAGAUAGAUAAUUUUAGUUCAUACUUAUUAUGUAUUUAUUUUGGCAAUGCAAUCAAUUUUUGAAUAGAUUCAUAAAGCCUGAAAAGUCCAA
Molecule: messenger RNA, 2194 nt
Organism: Planococcus citri (citrus mealybug)
Lineage: Eukaryota; Metazoa; Arthropoda; Insecta; Hemiptera; Pseudococcidae
Exons: 6
Coding region: 116-1603 (495 amino acids)
Molecular function (GO): serine-type endopeptidase inhibitor activity
Source: RefSeq, a predicted model, not a curated record